UGUAGGUGGCACCCAAACACAGUAGCAGGGAGAUUCCCGCAGUAAGCCAAGGCGCUCCAGUGAAAUAGUCCUGCACUUUACUUGGAGAGCCUCUGCUUCUCAUUUCACCGGUUAUCAACCAGGGGAAGGCAUUCAGGGAAGACUGUAGGAGUCUCUUCGUGUGCCUCAUGGCUGCGGUACUUGGAAACAGCACCCGAACUACGGGAACUUCAGAUUGUGAGCUGAGAAGCCACUUCAGAAGGCGAAAGAGGAGGAGGUCGACAAGAAAAGAGAGAACCAGUAUGCUGUCAUCCUUCAUCAGCCCUAUGAAGAUUAGAGAUACUGGGACAACAACAUCAAAAGACGAUGGAGACACUUCAAAUAGCAGCAGCGCUGAAGUGAAGGAGAAUCGUCAUAGCACAAACCAAGUGGACUAUUCAACCAUACGACAACCUGCACAUCAUCAACCAGCUCUUUACACUGACAUCUCCAGAGAGCUCCCCAGGACUACUGCUCUAAAGAGGAAGCAGCCAUUUUUGGAAGGAAAAGACAGUCUUCUCUAUGAACUCCAGUUGAUCUGUAAGAGGACGGCCCAUUGCUUUACAUCAGAUAGCGCCACGACUCCAUCUGCACUGUCGGUUGAGGGAGGAGCAUCACGCGGGAGUGACGCAGCCUGUCGGAAGACAAUGAGGACUUCCUGGUCUGUCACAAAGAAGAACGCCCUGGUGCAGUUGAACGAGCUGAGACCAGGUCUACAGUAUGAGAUAGCAUCCUGGACAGGGCCAGUUCACGCCCCUGUGUUCGCUGUAGGAGUAGAAGUGAACGGUCUCAGGUUCGAGGGCCGAGGCCCCACCAAGAAGAAGGCUAAGAUGAGAGCAGCAGAGAUGGCUCUUAGGUCCUUCAUCCAGUUUCCCAAUGCCCCUCAGGCUCACAUCACCAUGGGAAACCUCAACUUUAUCAACACCACAGCACCAGCAGACUUCACCUCAGACCAGGCCGUUCUCAUCCCUGACACGCUCUUCAAGGAGUUUGAGCCAGAAGCAAACGAAGACCAAUUCCUUUACCACAGGACAGACGGAAAGGAGUUGCAAUUUGAGGAGCCACCAGCGCAGGGAGAUACACAACUCCUAUACCACAGCCACAGGACAGGGGGAAAGGGACAGGAGUUGCUCUCCAGCAUUUGUAACCAUGGGAGACUAGUAUGCCUGACCCUUGACCUGAUGUCCUCAGCCAAUCAGAAGAGGCAGAGGAUCGGUUCCUCCAUUGUUGAGGAGCUGAGGCCUGUGGCUCUGCUCAAUGAGUUAAGGCCAGGCCUGAGGUACGUCUGCCUGAUGGAGAGAGUGCGGGGCAGGCCGAUCAGGAGCUUUGUGAUGGCAUUGAGGGUGGAUGGAAGGAUAUUUGAGGGCUGUGGGCGCAGUAAGAGACUGGCUCAAGCCCAGGUAGCUACCUCAGCCCUACAGGACCUGUUUAACAUCAGUCUGGGGCCUGAGACUAGCAUCAGUCGUACUGCCAGCUGGGCCAAGAGCUCUCAGCUACCUCAGUGCUUUGCAGAGUCAAUCUUCCACUUGGUGAGAGAGAAACACAGUCAGCUAGACUGUUACUGCCCUGCCUCCCACAGCCGUCACAAAGUACUGGCAGGCAUCGUAAUGACCAGAGGUUUUGACGUUAGGCGAGGCCAGGUGGUGUCUCUGGGGACAGGGACCAAGUGUUUCAGUGGAGUGUGUGUCAGUGACCAGGGAUGGACGGUUAAUGACUGCCAUGCUGAGGUCAUCACAAGGAGGGCUUUCCUCCGCUUUCUCUACACCCAACUGGAGCUCUUUCUCUGUAACCGGCCAGACAGUUUGGAGCAGUCCAUCUUUGUGCGAGACAAAGAGUCUGGGUACAGACUGAGAGAUGGUAUUCUGUUCCAUAUGUAUGUGAGCUCAUCGCCCUGUGGGGACGCACGCCUCAAUUGCCCCUACGAGGUAACAGCUACACACCACAGCUGGCACAGAUUUGUAAGGAAGUUACGCUGCCAUCUGAGGAUGAAGAUGGAAGGCGGUGAGGGUACACUUCCUGUCAGCGUACGGAGAGCCAAUCAGAAAUGGGACAGGGGGUUGCCGAGGGAAGCUCCGGUCACCAUGUCCUGCACAGAUAAAAUGGCCAGGUGGAAUGUUCUAGGUCUCCAGGGCUCUCUCCUGUCUCACCUGGUGGAGCCAGUGUACCUCCACAGCCUCACUGUGGGCAGCCUGUGCCACACGGGUCACCUGGGAAGGACCAUGGCACGACGCAUGGGGCACAUCAGCCCCACGUCCUCCUCCUAUAGACACAACAGGCUACUCCUUGGCUGCCUCAGCAGCAGUGAGGGUCGGCAGCCAGGGAAGUCCCCCAGGUUCAGUGUGAACUGGAGUGCUGGAGACGGGGAGCUGGAGGUGCUGGAUACCUCUACAGGCAGGAGGAAAGGCUCAGGGACACCAUCCAGACUCUGCAAGAGAUCCCUCUUCACUCGUUGGGAGAGACUACACCAUGAGCUGAGCAGGCCAGGACAAGUGUUGGGUGACGAGAAGGCCAUAAAGACGUACUGUGGAGCUAAGAUGACAGCGGGGGCCUACCAGAGAGCCAAGCAGAAGUUUGUCCUCUCACUGCAGGAGGCAGGCCUGGGCAUCUGGAACAGGAAACCACCAGAACAGGAGCACUUCCAGAGCAGCCUGUAAGGGGUUCACACACUCACAUGCGCUCUUCCUAUCAUGGUCACUAAGACCACAGAGGUCCUAUAACAAUGUUACCAUGAUAGGGACAUCACAUGUACAGGUAACCCGCCAAAAUAAUGGAAACAUUUGAGUAAAUGAAGGAUACAAUGUAUAUUGACAGCCGAGUUAAUUAAGCCGUUAAUAUUCUAUAAUGCUUAGGGUCAUGUAUAGAAAUGCUGGAGGAGGAAAGCAUGGAUUAUCAACUAGAUUCAGCCGUGGGCGGAACAGGGGGGCGGAACAUAAUUACAGAUAAUUUCUAGGCAAAUUGACCAUAAGAAGCCCAAAACAGAUCUAUUUGACUAAAACAUAGUCAUUUCAAACCUUGCUUACAUUUUUAUACGAUCAUGUAUCUCUCUAUGAUGCGACGGAAUACUUAGAAACACAUUUCCCAAAUUAGAAUCACUUUUGACUGAUUUCCUGGUGCUUUUACAGUUUUUUUUUAUGUCCAACAAUGAAAAACCCUAGAGGUCUUCUCAGGUCCAAAAAUGUGGACAUGGACACGAACGGACAGAUCAUAAAUUAUUUAAAGGACCCGAACCUGACAACAAUCAGACAUGAGCAUAAAUGGACCCCACAACACCCAGACCUAGACCUGACCUGUACCCUAACAGUUCCUGAUCUAGACCAGACCCCUGAUUGGACCAGAGCAACUAAGUUGCUCUUCUGGUUAACAAAUAGGCCUUUAUAUGUUGGCUAGGCCUUCUGUAAGUCAAUAAACUCACAUUAUAAGUGUAAAAUAAAUAUGCUAUAGGCUAUGCAGAGCCAUUCGGGUCAACGUGGGUCUAUCAGCUGUAGUACCUAGACCCAAACCCGAUGACAAUCAAACAGGACCCAAGGGAAAAGUUAUAAUUCUGGACCGCGGUCGGGUAUCGGGUAUUUGUUUUCGGGUACACCCAUGAAGACCUGUACUAUAACCCUAUUGGAUGACAAUGCACAGGGCACGAGUGGUUACUGAAUUGUUUGAUGAGCAUGAAAACAAUGUAAACCAUAUGCCAUGGCCAUCUCAGUCACCAGAUUUCAACCCAAUUGAACAAUUAUGGGAGAUUCUGGAGCAGCACCUGAGACAGCGUUUACCACCAGCAAAUUAUGGCAUUUCUUGUGUUGGGGUUUCCUUUAUUUUGGCAGUGUGAAGUGAGUGUGUGAGGGAAUUUGGCUAGCUAAAGUUCCCUGGAUUGCUUCUGUGCACUAUUUGCUUAUCUAUAAUGAAUUUGUAGUCCUGCUUUCAUUCCGCCUCCUCUGUGCAAUCAUAUAACAAUAGUAGCCCAAAGAUGAUCCCAUUUCCCCUUUAGUAAUCAGUCAUCCACACCUGUUGAGUUACUCACUUGAGCUCCCCUUAUUUUUGGUGUCUCCUUGCAAUGCAAACGACAUUUCCUUUCAACCAUUCUGUCAUGUAUUGUCAUGUUCAUUUUUUACAUGGAAUGUUAUUAAAUAGUUUU
This is a messenger RNA of Oncorhynchus gorbuscha (pink salmon), 4144 nucleotides long. RefSeq names its product double-stranded RNA-specific editase B2-like. The coding region runs from base 168 to 2672 and encodes 834 amino acids. Gene Ontology annotation, biological process: RNA processing; adenosine to inosine editing. The record is from RefSeq and is a predicted model, not a curated record. The transcript is spliced from 10 exons. Gene Ontology annotation, molecular function: double-stranded RNA adenosine deaminase activity; double-stranded RNA binding; tRNA-specific adenosine deaminase activity. Gene Ontology annotation, cellular component: nucleolus; cytoplasm. NCBI's taxonomy places the organism in Eukaryota, Metazoa, Chordata, Actinopteri, Salmoniformes, Salmonidae.